AUGGGAUUGUUCAAGCUCGUGAAUCGUGCGCGUCGGAGUUUGCGAUAUGAGCACAAAGCGAUUGAAGAGGAUGGAAAUGCAAGUUCCGCUGUGCUCACGGAGCUUCAAGCUGAGCGGCCCCGGGGAGUGGCUCCGCUUCUUCCGCUGACCAAGCGCCUAAUUGGGCGGGCGGGCGCGCGUCCCGCGCUUGCGCCUAAUUGGCCGCUGGAGCGAAUCAUUGACUAUUCCACAGUCAACAGAAACAAUAGG
Messenger RNA from Penicillium robsamsonii, 249 nucleotides. RefSeq lists its product as uncharacterized. NCBI's taxonomy places the organism in Eukaryota, Fungi, Ascomycota, Eurotiomycetes, Eurotiales, Aspergillaceae. The record is from RefSeq and is a predicted model, not a curated record. The transcript is spliced from 2 exons. The annotation marks the transcript as partial.